Thlaspi arvense is the source of this 243-nucleotide messenger RNA. NCBI's taxonomy places the organism in Eukaryota, Viridiplantae, Streptophyta, Magnoliopsida, Brassicales, Brassicaceae. The record is from the annotation of a GenBank genome assembly.
AUGGCCAUCAACGUUUUUGACAUCGACAUCAUCUAUCUGUGGGAAUUAGACACCAAAUGCUUCCUUGCUUGUAACCUUCGGACACAUACAAAAUCUUAUGGAGCUCGUAAAGAUGGUUACCCUUUUGAAACUCGUAAAACUGUCUGCAAGGAAGAUAGUCUCUGCUUCGAGCCACGGUCGUCGCUUUCGCAGUUUGUUCCGUCCCUGCAAAUCGUACCUACGUUGGAACCCAAGUUGAUAUAA